AUGCGUGCAUACGCUCGUUCUGGGUUUCUUCUCAGCAGUUAUGCCGCUGUCCGAUAUAACUCCGCGAUUUUCGGGGAGCUGAAGUCGGCUGUUUUGGCUCGACACGAGGCUGAUGCGCCGAAGAUCAAGGCUCUAAAGGAAAAGUACGGGAAGGAGAAGCUUAGCGACGCCACUGUGGAGGCCGCGUACGGCGGUAUGCAUGGUAUUACUGGCUUGGUGUACGAGUCGUCGAUGCUUGACGUGAUGAAGGGUAUCCGCUUCCGCGGCAUGACAAUUGCGGAGUGCUGUGAGCGGCUCCCCAAGUCGUGGAGGGGCGGCUCGUCGCCGCUGCCGGAGGGGAUGUUCUGGCUGCUCAUGACGGGCAACGUGCCCACCGACGCGCAGGUGAAGGAGCUGCACAAGGAGCUGCACCGCCGCGCCGACAGUGAGGCCAUCGCCGCGGCCAUCAAGACAGUUGCUGCACUCCCCGAAAAUACCCACCCCAUGACGCAGUUAAGCACCGGUGUGCUCGCAUUACAGGCACAUUCCCAAUUUGCUUCCGCCUAUGCCUCAGGGAAAGCCACCAAAACGAAUUACUGGGAGUAUGCUUUAUGUGACAGCCUUGAUUUGAUCGCCCGCUCUCCACAUGUGGCUGCGGCGAUUUACGGCCGCAUCACUACCGGUAAGACGGUGAUACCUAACAGUAGCAACCCUGAACUUGACUGGGCUGCCAACUUUACCAAUAUGCUGGGAUUCAAGGACGAAUUGUUCUGGGACUGCAUGCGUCUUUACCUUUCCAUUCACUCAGACCACGAGGGUGGCAAUGUUUCGGCCCAUACAACUCUUCUGGUGGCGUCUGCGCUUAGCGACCCGUACUUGUCCCUUUCUGCUGGCCUCAACGGUCUGGCUGGCCCACUCCACGGCCUGGCAAACCAGGAGGUGCUGAAUUACCUCUUCGAGCUGCGCCAGAAGUGCAAGGAGGCUGGGCUGAACAUGAAGGACCGCAAGGAACUUUCUGCUGGUCUGGAGAAGUUCACGUGGGAGCGGCUGAAUGCCAAGCGUGUGGUGCCAGGAUACGGACAUGCCGUGCUCCGCGCGACCGACCCACGCUACUUGUACCUGCGCAACUUCUGUCAGAAGCACUUCCCGGAUGACGAACUCUUCUUCCUGGUAGACACCAUCUACUCGAUCAUGCCGGACAUCUUGACAAAGCAUGGCAGGACGAAGAACCCGUACCCGAACGUGGACGCACACUCUGGUGUGCUCUUGCAGCACUUUGGUCUCACCGAGCAGAACUUUUACACCGUCUUGUUCGGUGUGUCUCGCCAGCUGGGCGUGUUGAGCGGUGUUGUGUGGGACCGCCUCCAGGGGCGGCCGAUUGAACGCCCGAAGUCAGUCACCUCGGAGUCUCUGUUCAAGAAGUUUAAUAUUGAGUAG
This is a messenger RNA of Trypanosoma grayi, 1416 nucleotides long. RefSeq names its product citrate synthase. Bases 1 to 1416 code for a protein of 471 amino acids. Gene Ontology annotation, biological process: tricarboxylic acid cycle; carbohydrate metabolic process. Gene Ontology annotation, cellular component: mitochondrial matrix. The record is from RefSeq and is a predicted model, not a curated record. The transcript has a single exon. Lineage: Eukaryota; Euglenozoa; Kinetoplastea; Trypanosomatida; Trypanosomatidae.